Messenger RNA from Tinamus guttatus (white-throated tinamou), 1010 nucleotides. The record is from RefSeq and is a predicted model, not a curated record. Lineage: Eukaryota; Metazoa; Chordata; Aves; Tinamiformes; Tinamidae.
AUGCUUAACCACAUGGAUACAUUAACUUCGUUUUUAAAAGCAUUCGACUACUCUCCUUGGAAUGGUUACUUGUACAAGCUGGAUGUAGGAUGGCCUAAAGCUCCAGAAUACUUCACUGGGCAACCCGUGUGCGUGGCUGUUGACUCACUUCGUGGUUUGGUCUAUGUUGCACAAAGGGGCGAUAACAUACCCAAGGUACUUGUGUUCUCAGAAGAAGGCUAUUUUCUUUACUCAUGGAAUGAUACAAUUGAAAUUCCUCACGGUAUCUUUGUAUUAAGCAAUGCAACAGAUAGCUCUGUAUGGAUUACAGAUGUUGGAACAGGGAAAUAUGGGCAUACUGUGAAAAAAUACAGCCCUUCAGGUAAACUUCUGCAGAUCUUGGGCACCCCGGGUAGUGCUGGUUCAAGCUUGUACCCCCUGCAGUUUGAUCAGCCGGCCGAGAUCUUUGUAGAGGAAUCUGGGGAUAGCUAUGUUGUGGAUGGAGACGGAGGGAUCAAUAAUAGAUUGCUCAAACUGACCGAAGAUUAUAAAGAGAUGUGGCUGCGUGGACCAAAAGGGACUGGCAUUGGUGAGUUCAGGAUUCCUCACAGUGUAACAGUGGAUUCUUUUGGACGGGUAUGGGUUGCGGACCGAGACAAUAAGAGAAUCCAGGUUUUUGAUAAAGACACAGGGGAAUGGCUGGGGACUUGGAGCAGCUGUUUUGAGGAAGAUGGUCCAAGCUCUGUCAGAUUUACUCCCAACAACAAGUACCUGAUUGUAGCUCACCUGAACGUCAGCCGGUUAUCCGUGUUGGCAGCCCCGCCUGUUGGCACUAUUGGGAAGUGUGUGAUAGUGACCACGAUCCAGCUGGCGGAUGAAACCAAACCGCACCUGGUGGACGUAGACAUGAAGAGCGGAGCAAUCUACGUGGCGGAGAUUGGAGCCCAGCAAGUGCAAAAAUACGUGCCCUUAAACUGAUAUUUCUCCACAAUUCCCGUGGCACAAGCUGUAUGGCAUGUAAGACCUAUGAU